Amphibalanus amphitrite is the source of this 285-nucleotide messenger RNA. Its product is annotated as keratin, type I cytoskeletal 9-like. The transcript is spliced from 2 exons. Bases 1 to 285 code for a protein of 94 amino acids. Lineage: Eukaryota; Metazoa; Arthropoda; Thecostraca; Balanomorpha; Balanidae. The record is from RefSeq and is a predicted model, not a curated record.
AUGAAGACCGCCGUCGUUCUCGCCUGCCUGCUGGUGGUCGUCACUGCCAGGCCCCAGUUUGGAUUGGGCACUGGUUUCAGUAAUGCUGGCUCUUUCCAGUCGCAGCAGACCGGCUUUCUGGGCAGCGCAGGACGGCAGACCAGUUUCGCCAGCUCUGGGGGAUUCGGGUCCGGUCUGGGAGGCUCCUUGACCGGCGCCAGCAACUUCGCGGGCCAGGGCCUGGGCUUUGGAGCAGGACGUCAAAUCGGCAGCACCAACGCCUUCAGUAACACGUUCGGACGCUAA